AUGGAGAAAUUUAAAGAUAUUAUCACACUGGGAAACGAUAUAAAUUGGAAGUGUCCAGAUGACUGGGAACUAAGAGGCAGUACAUGUUAUAUAGCAUUUGAUUUUGAAACAACUUGGCAUGAUGCCUCUGAAGUAUGUGAAUCGCAAGGUGGAAUGUUGGUGACAGUAGAAGGGUUUAUACAAAAUGAAGUUAUCAGUGGAGUGGUAUCUGGAUAUUUAUAUGAGAUACUACCAGAUAUUACAACACAGUUCUGGUGUGGAUUCCAUGGCUAUGUUGACUCUUAUUACUGGGCUGAUGGUGGUAUAACCACAAUAAUGGAAGGCAAUUGGGACUGGAAUAGUGUUAAUCUAGUGAUACCUAAUAAUGCUGUUGAUGAAUUAGAGGAGACAUGUGCUAGCAUCAAUUGGAAUAACACGCUACAUCAAUGGGUUCAAAGCGAUUGUUCCAAUGCAUUCUCAUUUGCAUGUCAAAUGCCAGCUUGUCUAGAAGAUGACUUCCACUGUAAUAAUGGACUUUGCAUUCAGGGAUCACAGCACUGUGAUGGAUAUGAUGACUGUGGGGAUAUGUCAGAUGAACUGGGAUGCCCAGGUGUGUGUGGUGGCAUACUUGAAGGACUGUCAGGGAGCAUUGAGAGUCCUAAUUAUCCAAAUAAUUAUCCAAAUAAUGUUGAAUGUACAUGGAAAAUUAUUGGACCAGUAGGAACCAAAAUGACACUACAUGUAACCUCUCUAGACUUAGAAGAUGACAAUGACUUCCUUAAACUAUUUAAAGCAGUAAACCCAGUUGAAAAAAAGUUAAAAGUAAAGUAUACUGGUUCAGAAAAUAGAUUUUCAAAGAAAACUAUGCCAAGUCAUGUAGCAUCUGUGGUGUUUAAAAGUGAUGGCAGUGUUACCAAUUCAGGAUUUGCUCUUGAUUGGUAUGCAGCAGCAGAGAAUUCCUGCAAGAAGUCAGAGUCUAAGACAGUAGCAUGGAAUUAUGUAGAUCUUAUCAGCCCGGGACGAAUAUUUAAUAGUAACUACCCAGAAUCAGCAACUUGUAUCUGGCAUUACAUGGGAAUCAACGUGCGAUGUGAGAAAGAUGGUUCAGAAAUGGAUAUAUGCGAUGACUGGAAUAAUGUAUUGACAUUACAGUUUCUUGAUUUUGAGACAGAGUAUGAUACAGACUUUGUAACAGUUUUUAAUGUUGCAAGUACCACAAAUAAAAAAAAACAAUUGGCUGCUUUCUCUGGUUCUUCUCUACCACGACCAAUCAUAACUUCUGGACGACAUAUAAGUAUCAAGCUGACCUCAAACGAUGAAAAUACAUUUGCAGGAUUUCAUGCCAUUGUGAAAAAAGGUUGUGAUAACAUAAUAAUGAACCAGACUAGUGGUAUCAUCACUUCACCAGGAUAUGGUGUGUCCGCCUAUCGAGACAAAGUACAAUGCUCAUGGAAAAUAAUCAACCCACAGGGAUUACCAGUAAUUUUAGAGUUUACUGAAUUUGAAAUUAAACCCAAUGAUUAUAUUUCAAUAUUUGAUGGACAAGACAGUAACAGUGCAGUUAUUGUGAAUCAACAUAAUGGAGAGAACACUGGGAAGGUACUACCUCCAAUAGCAAGAUCAGAAAAUGGUGAACUCUUUGUGGUGUUUCACAGCGAUAAAUCAAAAAAAGCUAAAGGAUUCCAAGCGCAGUUUACAAGUGAGUGCCCACCUUUAGAAAUAUCCGAAGGAAUGCUCCUGAGUACACAUAACAGAACUGUAGGUGAAGUAUCAUUCAGCUGUACAAAUGGAUAUCAUCUUACUACUUCUACAUAUUCUAUGAUAACUUGUGAUUUGGGAGGUGUAUGGAAUUACGGUGGACAUGAUGGACCUCCAGAAUGUAGUCUGGUUACCUGUCUUGAACCCAACUCACCAAUUGAUGGUAUCAUUAUUAAUUUACAACAAAUGCAACUCAAUCAGUUUCAGUAUAAUUCAGUUGUACUGUAUACUUGCUUAACGGGCUAUCAAGCUGUAGGUGUCACCAUGGCAACCUGUCAGUAUGAUGGUACAUGGUCCAAUUCUGCUCCUGUGUGUGAACCUGUAUCUUGUGGUCAGCCUCCAUUACUAGAUAAUGGUUUCAUUUACAGUAUAACUAAUCGUACAUUCUAUGGUGUUGUAACGUAUCAGUGCAAUGUAGGAUAUAGUUUACAAGGCAGUAAUGAGGCCAGUUGUCAAGCUGACAUGUCAUGGGGACCCACCCUACCUACAUGUCAAUGUGCUCUAUGCUUAAAAUUGUUUGUUGAUGAGUCUACCACCAUCUUGACACCUGAAGAACCCCAUCGAGUGAAUGAUACAGUGGAGCUUACCUGCAAACAUGGCUAUACAGUCUCACCCAGUGAUGUUGCUACAACAACGAAAUGUAUCAGUGCAACUGUGUGGAGUCCUGAUUAUUUACCAUCAUGCAUUGAUAUCAAUGAAUGUCUCAGUAAUAUGGAUGAUUGUGAUCCUGCAACUCAGAUAUGUCAUAAUAUAGAUGGUACUUACGAAUGUUUAUGUGCUACUGGAUAUGAAAUAUCACCUGAAAAUCCAGAAAUAUGUCAAGAUAUCGACGAAUGUACUGAUGAUUCUUUAAACAAUUGUGAUCAGUUUUGUGUGAAUACUGUUGGACGAUUCAUGUGUGCAUGUGAAAGUGGAUUCACUUUGUAUACAUCCAAUGGCACCAAUGGAUUUUAUUUACCACCAAGUCAAACUGGAUAUAGUCCAUCUGAUAUUUAUAUCUUUAAUGUCACAUGUGUUGCUGUAAUGUGCCCUGUGUCAACACCGACAGAAGUCUGUAUGAUCACCUACCCUAAUGGUACGAUAUUCAACAAUAAUGGAUAUCUAAUUCCAGUGGACACUGUAAUUAGUAUCAUUCCGGCCGUAGGAUAUGUUGUGGAUGGUCCUAGGGAUGUAACAUGUACCAUUGAUGGUUCACUUGAUUUACCUAUGCCGCAGUGUAUUGCUGCAACCUGUCCAAAGCCAGAAGAUAUAGAUCACGGUAAUUGGUCUGCAUCUCAUCCUGAGUAUGGUUAUCUAAGUAUAGUUUCAUAUUUAUGUGAUGAGGGCUAUGCUAUGAAUACUGGUCCUGGUCUCAGAGUGUGUAAACGAGAGUCAGAGAGUUUAUAUGAAUGGUCUGGACCUUUACCUGUUUGCUCUAUUGACUGUGGAGUUCCUUCAGUCCCCACCAAUGGAAGUGUUGAAUUCACAAACACCAGUGAAGGUUUCACAGCAGUAUACGAUUGUAAUAUUGGUUAUGAAUUGUUUGGAUCUGAACAAAGGACUUGUCAAUCUAAUGGAACAUGGAGUGGCGAUAUAACACACUGUCAAUUAAUGUCUUGCGGUAACCCUGGGGUACCGGAUGGUGGUCAGCAACACGUAUAUGGUGGUUACUUCCUGGGUAGUACUAUAUAUUUCUCUUGCACUAGUCCUGGAUUUUCACCAGUUCCAGAUGUUCCUAUCCAGUGUCUCCUGGAAGGGUUUCCGGUUCAUGGUGAAGUGACUGCACAAGGUCAUCAACCUAGUAAUAAAACCAAAGAUAAACAAGAUGAAGAUGUUGCCGAAUGGAGUGGUCCAGUUCCAACAUGUAUUGAUGUUGAGCCACCCCAAGUAUCCUGCCCAGACACCCAAGUAGUUUUGACGAAUGACGUAGAAUAUGCAGUUUACUAUGAUCCUGUAGAAGCUACGGAUAAUGUGGCUGUGGCUGCUGUGAUGUAUAGUAAGACAAAUGGUACUGUAGUACCUACUCUUACAUUUGUGACUGUGACUGUGACAGCUGAAGAUGAUGCUGGCAACAUUGCAUCAUGUCUCUUCUAUGUUGAUGUACAGCCUGUUGAUUGCCCUGAAUGGAGUCUUGGCUCUCCAGAGGACCUACGCAGUUGUUCUGGAUUGGUUGUUGGCGAAACUGAAACUGGUUACUCGUGUAGUAUAACCUGUCCAGAUGGUACAGACUUCAUACAACCAUUACCAGAACCAGACGGAAUGUUUACUUGUGUAUAUGGUGAAGGUUGGAUGCCGCAUAAUAGAGUUCCACCAUGUGUAGAGACAACAUUACCUUCAUGUCAGUCACCACUAAAAGCCGACUUUACGACUGAUGUGCCUGUCACAGAUAUAAAAUGCUAUACAUUAUAUGGUGAAGAUAUCCGUAAUUUCUUUCUUGACAAAGUAGAGGAGGAAUUUAUUACGCUCUGUAGUUUGGAUGUAUGGGAAUCCAAUGUGGAACUCACUUUCCAUGUGUCCACCUAUGUUACUACUGACACACAAGUUGUGGUUGGAGUCAACUUGAAAUUUGCCAUCAAAGAUGAGAUAGAUCUCGAGUAUAUAGAGAUAUGUCAAGACAACCUAUCCAAUCAUAUUAUGAAUGAUAUAACAGAUUUAUCUGUCGACCUUGUAAAUUCAUCAUGUCCAGUUCUUGUGAUGAGUGACAUUGGGUUCUACAAACCCUCAGGUAGCGGUGAUUCAGCAUGCAAGUGUGACAACGGAGACGCAUUUAUCAAUCAGCGAUGCUUAACAUGCACGCCUGGUACAUAUGAAAAAAAUAAUGUGUGUUUAGAUUGUCCACUUGGUAAAUAUCAACCUGAACAUGGUAAAAGUACCUGUAGACCUUGUCAAGGUCAUCAUUCAACCCUCAAUGUUGGAACUAAAAAUGUUGAUAGCUGUAUAGAAUUAUGUGAAAAAGGUACAUUUUCCAGUACUGGUAUGUUGCCAUGUAAUGUCUGUCCUGUUGAUACCUUUGCAUCUGGCUUUGGAAACAUCGAGUGCCAACCCUGUCCAGAAGGGUUCAACAGUAAUGAAGGGUCUUCUGACUGUUUUGCCUACUGUGUACCAGGUACAUUUUCAUCAACUGGUCUUAAACCUUGUUUGCCAUGUGUUUUUGAUUUCUAUCAAAAUCUGUCCGGUGCUUCUUCUUGUAUUGAAUGUGCGGAUAAUGAGUACACGUUACAAGAUGGUGCACAGAGUUCAAAUGAAUGCAUAGAUGCCUGUAGUGAUGACCCAUGUCUGAACGGUGGUGUUUGUUCAGCAAGUGCUCAUUCAUGGCAUUGUCAAUGUCUGGAUAAUUAUUUUGGUGUUGCUUGUGAGAAUGUGUUCAGCUGUGACAAUAAUCCGUGUUUGAAUGGUGGUACAUGUGAACAAACAGAAGACUCUUAUUAUUGUAUCUGUCAAUCAGGAUAUAUUGGAGACAACUGCGAAAUUCAGCUGACUCUUUGCGACACUAAUCCCUGCUUACUUGGUGGUACAUGCUAUGAAGCCGAUAAUGAUGAUGGAUUUGUAUGUGAAUGUCCACCUGAUAUUCAGGGACAAUUCUGUGAAUCUAUUAUUGAUGACUGCCAUAGUUAUCCUUGUGGUUUCAAUGCUCUAUGCUUUGAUACUGGUUUCCAAGCCGUUGUAUGUAUGUGUUUUCCAGGCUAUUCUGGCGAAUUCUGCAACAUAAAUAACUGUCAUUCAGAUCCGUGUGAGAAUGGUGCAACAUGUGUCCCAUCAUCUGCUGGGUUUACCUGUACUUGUACUGCAGGUUUUACCGGUGACUUAUGUGAUAGCAGCAUUAAUGAUUGCGUCAUUGGUGUCUGUCAGAAUGGAGGCACAUGUCAUGAUGGAGACAAUGAAUUCACAUGUGAUUGCCCAAUUGGAUAUACAGGAGAAACGUGUGAAGAAAUGGAUACCAAGCCAUGUGAUCCUAAUCCGUGUUUGAAUUCUGGUGAAUGUAAUGAGUUGGAAAGUCCCUUUGAUUGCCAAUGUGCUGGUUUUCAAUGUCUGUGCACAUCAGCGUAUACAGGCACACUGUGUGAAAUUGAGGUUGAUGAAUGCUCCACCAAUCCAUGUAAUAACGGUGGCACAUGCACUGACUUAGUGGGUGCCUUUCAGUGUAUUUGUCCUGAUCAGUUUGUGGGGGAUACAUGUAAUGAGUUGUAUGAUCAUUGCGCUGAACAACCAGAAGCUUGUAUGAAUGGCGCUACCUGUACUAAUAUCAUUGGAACACUGGAAUGCAGUUGUACUAGUGGCUGGACUGGCAGUGAUUGCAAUGUUAGUAUAGAUGAUUGUAUUGGUACUCCUUGUUAUAAUGGCGGCACUUGUCUUGAUGGACAUAACUCAUUUACAUGUCACUGCCCAACAGGUUUUGAUGGAUUAAUGUGUGACUCUGAUAUUAAUGAAUGUGAUUCAUUGCUUGAUACAUGUAAGAAUGGUGCCACAUGUACUAAUUCAGUUGGGAGCUACCAGUGUUUGUGUCUUGAUGGUUAUGAAGGAGUCAACUGUGAGACGAAUACAGACGACUGUGUUGAUGCAUGCCAGAAUGAUGCAACCUGCACAGAUGGUAUAAACCAGUAUACUUGUACAUGUAGUGCAUUCUAUGAAGGAAUCAAUUGUGAAAAAGAAAAAUCAGAAGAAUUUGAUUUAUACCUAUGUGUGGAUGACAACAGUGCUAUGGCAAAGACGCAAGCAGUACAAUUUAACGUGAUGGAGUUUACCGCUGUAUUCUGGAUUCGAUAUGCCUUUGCUAUGGGUGGAGGUCAACCAUUUCAAUUACUUACAUCUGAAGACGGAUCCAACUUUGAUGUGUUUGUUGAAUUGCCGUCAUCGGAUAAUUUCAACAUUCUACAAGACACACUGUGGCAUCAUGUAGCAAUAAGAUGGUACAGUCUUAGCAAUAGUGCAGAGUGGUACAUUGAUGGUUCAUUGCUAAGCCAGUCUAGUUUGAGUAUUAACGCUGGCAAUCCAACCCCAGCCUGGUUGAGCUUAGUGAUUGGACAGUCUUCUGAGUUAGCUGAUAGUACCCAAGCAUUUCAUGGUGAAAUCAGUCAGUUUUAUGUUUACAAUACAGCCUGGGAAACAUCAGAAAUAUUGGAUGCGUCUUCUAACUGUGAUACCUUUGUUAGUACUGGGCAACUUAUACGAUGGUUGUAUGUUUUAUCUGAAAUGGUGGGUUGUGUUCAUGAGGUACGCCCAAUGUUAUGUGGUGAAAAUGAUUACUGUCCAUCUGUAGAAUUCUACCAAGGACUUGCAUGUCCUUUAGAUACCACUGAUGUUUGUUUAUCAGCGGGUCUUUACCUUGGUGUAAGUGGUGAGUGUGAACCUUGUCCUAGAGGCAUGUAUGGUGAAGAAAAUGAAUCAUUCUGCAGAUCUUGCCCAUUUAUGAAAACGACGAGUGAACCAGGAGCAGGCUCAGUGGAAGACUGUACAGAUGAUCCAUGUGAUGGCUAUUGUAAGAAUAAUGCUGAUUGUAUUAUUGAUGAUUUAGGUCACCCCGUAUGUACAUGUAAAAAUGGUGAAUCCGGUGUGAAAUGUCAACUGCUUCCCACGGAUGAUGAUUCUAAUACCACUAAAAUAGUUGGUAUUGUAAUUGGCAUCUUAUGUGCAAUAGCACUAGUUGUAAUUAUAUUCAUCGUUUCAAAAAGAUGUCUUCCACAAUCCAAAGAACUCAAUAAUGAAAAGGAAGGCGAAGACAGUUACAUAUUUGGUCGUCGAAUGUCCCAAUCCAUGUAUCAUGAAAUCCCAAGAGUCAAUUCUCUAAUGAUGACAGACAGAACAUUGGAUUCACCGAUUCCAUUCUUGAAUGAUCACAAUUAUCGCUACAAUUAUGCGUACCAAGAUGACAACAUUGAUGAACCACCGUAUGAGAAUGCUUAUUCAUAUCACGUAACUCCAUGUCCAAGUCAUGCAAGUAGUAUUCAACAUGAACCUCAGUUUGUUAACAUUAUGCCAUCAGAUGAGGUUUAUAUUUGUAACGGUGAAACAGUGCAUUAUUAUUAA
This is a messenger RNA of Saccoglossus kowalevskii, 7740 nucleotides long. RefSeq lists its product as uncharacterized. Lineage: Eukaryota; Metazoa; Hemichordata; Enteropneusta; Harrimaniidae. The record is from RefSeq and is a predicted model, not a curated record. Gene Ontology annotation, molecular function: protein binding; calcium ion binding.